AUGCAGUGGGUGGUGAAGAUCUACCUCCUGGGCCUGGUACUCUCUCUGCUGUCUCUGCUCUUUGGGCUGAUGGGCUUCCUGGGAGACCUGAUGCCCCCCCAUGGGCUGGACCCCUGCCUCCCCAGCCGGUGGGUAGAAUCGGAGGGCAGCAGCCUUGCGGACGGAGCCCCCCCAGGCCUCUCGGGGGACCACAAGCUCAGGACAAGCAAAGAGAUUGGCCCCUAUGCAUGAGCCAAGGGGCUUCGCUGGCGGCAAACCAAAAUGACACGGAUUAUGUGGGGGUUUUUUUGAGGGAUGGACUUAACGUGGAUGGGGCUGGGAUUGUAUGUGCCUUUGCCAACCUGCCCUGGCAAAAGAGGGGGCUGGCAGCAGAAGCCCAGCUGGCCUGGGGGAGCCUUUGCACCCUGUUAAUUGGGAGACUUCUGGGGCAGGUGUUGGAACCCCUGUGGAUCGAUAUGGAGAUGUUGCCCUCAGCCCCACAGCAAGCCCAGACUCUGCAAAAGGGACGCCUGUUGAUCUUCUGCUGCGGGACAUGGAGAAGAACACUGAGGACUAGUGACUUGGGGCCAAGAAUAUGGCUGACUUCUUCCGCUUCAUAGCCUUUUCCGAACGCAGAAGGCCUUGCUUCUCAACAAACUGGGCUGCGUCAGGAUCAAUGAGCUCUAGACUCUUGGCUACACACACAGAAAAGGUGUGCCCAGUGGCGAAAUUGGGGUGCAGGAUUGGGCACCCCAAGCAAAAUUCUGGGCUCCCUUCAUAGAAACAUUUCCCCCUGUUCUUCGCCGCAAUAAUGGAUCUGUGUUCUCAUCCUGUGAAAGUCUGCUAGGAAUAUGUCUGCUUACCCCAAGGUUUAGCCAUGCUGUCGCCAGCCCACCUGCAAGCAGCAGUUGGUGGAAGAGGCCUGCUGGACUGUGGAUCAUUUAUUAUUAUUAUUAUAUUGCGGGAGGAGGCUCAGGGGGUCCCUAAUUGCAAGGGAGGGCAGCUGUGGGCAAGGCAACCCCAGGGGAGGGCAGGAGGCGCUGGAGAAGAGAAAGAGACCUGCCCCUGUGUUGCCAGGCUCCCCUGCCCUCCUUGAGGUGCUUCAAACAAAAUCCCUGUGCUUUUAAUAUCUGUAGUUUAGGAAGACACCCCAAAAAGGAUGCUAUUUGGUCUGGAAGGAGCAAAGGCAGCUGCAAAGGAAGGGCUCUCGCAUGCCCCCUGGUGGCGGCUGCUAAGAGCCAAUGGAAACAGCUAAAAGUAUUUUUAAGGAGAGACUUGGGGAAAUUCUAGCCUUGGGGUGGGUGGUUCAGGGGUGCCUUUUUUGUGGUGCAAACCACCUCCUGGAUCUUGCUGGAAAAGUAGAAGGCUGUAUUCUAAAUUCUUCACUGCGCCUCCCUCUCUGAAGAAAGAAGGAUAGACAUUUUAAGCCUGUUGAGCUGGCCUCUCCUGAAAGGGAACGUUCGUGAUUCCUUCAAUAAAUGGCAACUCUUUUUAAAUAAAUAUGUAUAAAACUCAAAAUACGAGCUCUUUAUUUGUGGGGAGGGAAUUUUUUGGGAGCAGGGAAAUGGGGUGCUUGAAAAAGCUCCCCCUGUCACCCCCUACUUCAUAACUGUCAACUUUUCCCUUUUCUUGCGAGGAAUCCUAUUCGGAAUAAGGGCAUUUCCCUUUUAAAAAGGGAAACGUUGUCAGCUAUGCCCCACUUGCUGGAAAGGGCUUUUGGUUUUUUGAAGGAAGGGUGACUGAUUUCAAAAGAUGCCUUAAGAAGAAAUCAGCUGAGGUGCUCCUCCUCCCCCCCCAGAGGACAGGUAUGGAAAACCCCUGUGAAUGUUUAUGAUGGAAGAAGCAUUCUGUGCUACCCAGAAGCUUACUUCCAGAAGGGCAAAAAGGAACAGAAAUUCACACACACACACACACCCGGCGGUAUUGCUGAUGCCUCUGCUGGGCAGCAACUCCCCCCUCCCAGGAACAGCCCCCCCUUGCUGGCCAAUGUGACAUCACAGCUUCAGCCAGGUAGCCCCGCCCCUCUGCAGGGUGUCAUCGCUGAUGCUGGGGCAGCAGAGGAGCCCGGCUGCUGCUGGCUGGCUUGGCUGGCUGGGCCAGGGAGGGCCGAGAGUGGCAACGGAGGCCCCCCCCGAGGCAUGCUCACCCCCUGAGUGCCCAUGUCUAGAGGGGCCUUGGCUCGCAAGCACAGUGCUGGGGAGGAGCUGGGCCUGGAAGGGGGCUUACUGUGCCAGCUGGUCCGCUCCCCGGAUUACAACCUGUUCCCCAACUCGGCGGUCUUUGAGAGCAACUUCAUCCAGGUAGCUCCCCUUCCCCCCCCCGGGUGGUUUUUCAGUUCAGAUGGCCACCUGCCAGGGAUGCUUCAGCUGAGAUUCCUGCAUUGCAGGGGGUUGGACUAGAUGGCCCCUGGGGUGUCCCCUUCCACUUGUGAUUUGAGCCUGGUCUGGGCCGGGGGUGCUUGCUUUUAUUUGACAGGUGACCAAGAAAGGGAAAUGGGUGGACAUCACGAAUUCGCCCACCAUCGUGACCAUGGGAGUGACUUCCUCGGACCCCUGCCUGCCGCUCCCCAACGUCUUGUUGAUGGGGCGCCACAGGGUCCCGAUCCGGAGGAGCCACAGCAAGGCUUUAAGGCGUCCCCCUCUAGAGCUGACCAGGUAAAGUGCAGAAAAGGGAUCUGUUGGUAUACAGUGGUACCUCGGGUUACAGACACUUCAGGUUACAGACGCUUCAGGUUACAGACUCCGCUCACCCAGAAAUAGUACCUCAGGUUAAGAACUUUGCUUCAGGAUGAGAACAGAAAUCGUGCUCCGGUGGUGCAGCAGCAGCGGGAGGCUCCAUUAGCUAAAGUGGUGCUUCAGGUUAAGAACAGUUUCAGGUUAAGAACGGACCUCCGGAACGGAUUAAGUACUUAACCCGAGGUACCACUGUAGUCCAGCACAGGGGUAGGCAACCUAAGGCCCAGGGCCAGAUACGGCCUAAUCACCUUCUCAAUCUGGCCUGUGGAUGGUCUGGGAAUCAGCGUGUUUUUACAUGAGUAGAAUGUACCCUUUUAUAUAAAAUGCAUCUCUGGGUUAUUUGUGGGGCAUAGGAAUUCGUUCAUUAUCCCCCCCCUUCAAAAGGGAUGGCUGAAAAAGGUUGCAUGUAUUGCAUUCUAUAACACUCAAUAGUGAGGUAGCUUAGGCAGAGAGGCAGAGUCUGGCCCGAGGUGAGCUUCACAACUGAGGGGGGAUUCGAAACCUGGUCUCUUCCGUGUUCUCAGGGCCGGAUUUAGGCCCGUAGCUACUGAAGGUAAUGGGGCCCUUGAUAUGUCCAGCUGUCCUUUGUCAACAACAAAUGGUCACUGUUUUUGUGUUGAAUAUAUGCUAUAUGGCAAUUGAUGGACCUAAUAGCUAUCUAAUGGGAUGCGGGUGGCACUGUGGGUUAAACCACAGAGCCUAGGACCUGCCGAUCAGAAGGUCAGUGGUUCGAAUCCCCACAACGGGGUGAGCUCCCAUUGCUCGGUCCCUGCUCCUGCCAACCUAGCUGUCCGAAAGCACGUCAAAGUGCAAGUAGAUAACUAGGUACUGCUGCAGAGGGGAAGGUAAACGGCAUUUCCGUGCGCUGCUCUGGUUCGCCAGAAGCAGCUUAGUUAUGCUGGCCAUAUGAACCGGAAGCUGUACACCGGCUCCCUCAGCCAGUAAAGCGAGAUGAGCGCCGCAACCCCAGAGUCGGCCACGACUGGACCUAAUGGUCAGGGGUCCCGUUACUUUACCUUUUAUAUCACUCAAUAGUGAGGUAGCUUAGGCAGAGAGGCAGAGCAGGAGAAAACCAAGGAAUAUUUUAGGGAGCAGGCGGGGCCCAUGACUUACAUCCUAGGAGCCUACACAACACAAGACACUGUUGUAUGUAGGUUUUAUUUUAUUAGUUUUUUAUCUUCUAUUUUGGAAAUGUACACCCAGGUUUUUUUUCUGUUUAAUUUUUUGGGGGGCCCCCAAGAGAGUGGGGUCGUAAGCUGUGGCUUGUUCAGCUUAUACGUAAAUACGGCACUUCAUGUCCUAAUUCCGCACCCUAACCACUGCACCACACUGCUUCUGAGCCUCCCCUGCCCAGCAGCGACCAUAUCCUGAUCGCCUCCGCCGCUUUGCCCCAGGCUGCUCCCCCUGCGCUACGUCCGCCUGUCCGUCCACGAUGAAGCCCAGCGCAUCCUGCGCGUUCAGACUGUGACGGGGAAGGUCUACUACCUGCAGCUGCACCAGGAGCACCCCAUUGCCGUCUUCGCCCUGUGGAGCCGCCUGGCCGAGAUCCUGCAGAAGGGCCUCUCCAUCACCACCAAGGACCCCAACAUUCACAUCCGCCACAGCUUGGUCCCCAGCGGCAGCAGCCCCUCCAGCAGCUCCUCUGGUGAGGUAAGGGGGCUGCUCUUCUUGCAAACUCCAGCACAGGGAGGGACGCGGUCCGAGGUCUUGGAGGGGUGGUUCUUGUGGGAUGUGAUCCAUGAGAGGCACUCAAGUACAGUGGUACCUUGGGUUACAUACGUUUCAGGUUACAUACACUUCAGGUUACAGACUCCACUGACCCAGAAAUAGUACCUCGGGUUAAGAACUUUGCUUCAGGAUGAGGACAGAAAUUGUGCUCCGGCAGAGCGGCAGCAGCAGGAGGCCCCAUUAGCUACAGUGGUGCUUCAGGUUAAGAACAGUUUCAGGUUAAGAAUGGACCUCUGGAACGAAUCAAGUACUUAACCCAAGGUACCACUGUACAACAUUCCUUGUAAUGCUAGAGAAGACAUGCGAGGGGAUGUUUGGUCCAGCCAGUCGAAACUUCCUGUUCCUUCUGGCUGGAGCAUCCUUCCUUUUGCAUGUGAUAGAAGGUGGGCGUGACCUAACCUGUCCAGGUAACAAAAGGACAAGUCACGUAGCACACCUCCCUCUUUUUUUUUACUUCCUUCUUCAUUUAAGCAGCUUUUAGCUAGAACCGCUCUGCUAGCUCUCAGCUAGCAGAAGCACUGGGAUUAUUCCCCCAUAUGGGGUAGAUCCACACGUACAUAUUUGUAACUAAGUCUGCCUUCAGGGAUCCAACUGUGAACUGAUGUGAGUAAACUUCUUUUAUUGACUUUGAAUCAGAUUAUGGUGUCUCUAUUCUUUUAAGAGGGAUUCAAGGGAACUUACCAGGAACGUACAAUUCAAUCUGAGACAGACUGAAUUGUAUAAUAGUGAGAGGCUUACACAAGCCUGCAACUAGCUAUCUGCUGUGCAUGUAAAAAGGGGAAUGUAACUCUGCUAAGUAAAGGAACUUUCUAGCGCAAGUUAGGAAGGAUAUUAAUAAGCAAUAUAUCCUCCCCUGCCACCCUGAACAUUCCCACAGUUCUUGCUCUGGCCCCAUGUGGGAGUGUCCAGGCAUUCUGUGGGUGGAUGUGGGGUCACCAUUGCCAGCAGCUGAGCAAAGUUGCUGCGGCUGGUGGUUAGGAACGUUCCCAACACUCUGCUGGGGCAAGUCGAAGGGAGAGGUCACUCAGGGAAAAAUGCCGGCCCAGGGCUGCAGAAGGUUUGGCUGCCUUAUUGGGCUGUCCAAGCUCUCCGCGUGAAUUUUCUGUCUUUGGGCGAUGCAUUAUUUAUGUCUUUCAUUUGCGUUUUCACUCCCUUUCUUUUCUCUGAGGAGCUCAAGGUUGCUAACACUAUUCUAUUCUAUUCUAUUCUAUUCUAUUCUAUUCUAUUCUAUUCUAUUCUAUUUAUACACCACUUGAUUGUAAGGGGUGGGUUACAAAAAGCAGGUUACAAAAAGAUAAACCCGGAAAAAAUUUACGACAAUACUUUAAAACGUACAGAAAGUUAAAAUACAGGCAAACCCCCAUUUAUGUGGGGGUUACAUUCACAUACAUUUAAGUGAAAGAGUGUAUAUUUGAAACACCACUGAAAAAACCUGCAAACUCCCUGUUCCACCACUGGCCCAUUCGGCCCCUUUUUGUGACAUUUUUGGGUCGCUUCAGGGUUUAGCAUGAUGUGUGUGUGGGCAGUCAUGCACAUAUCAGACGCACCUAAAAUGGUCACUGCCUCUACUGAAACAGGCUAGAAUUCACGCCGACCUUCUUGGCAUCUGGGUUGGUCUAAACAGAAGCUGUUUUUAGUGGUGCCUGAAAGGUGCAUUGAAGGCACCUGCUUGCUAUCAAUAGGCACGGAGUUCCAAAGUUGCCACACUAAAAAAAAUCAGGUUCUUGCAAAUGCAAAACAGAUAUUACAUGGUUUUCCUGCUUUUCAUUUAAUCCCCACAAGAACCCUGUGAGGGUUUGGCUGAGAGGCAGUGACUAUGCCAGUGAGCCUCCUCUCUAAGUGGGGAUAAUAAUAAUAAUAAUAAUAAUAAUAAUAAUAAUAAUAAUAUAUAGACCCCAGCUUCCAAUACAUAUAAAAACAUAAUAAAGCACUAAACAUUAACAAUCUGAUCCAGUAUGAAAAGUCACAAUAUAUUUUAAAGUGAUUUAAUUUGUUUUAAACCACUUAUAUUAAAUAAAGCAAUAUUCAGUAAUUCAUUUGAAUCUAGUAGUAAACCAUAAAAUUAAAUGCCCGCAAAUAAUAAUUUGAAGAAUGGUUAAUCUGUGCUUGUUUGUAACUUUGGCAGGGUUUUGCGUUAUGAUUGCUGCAAACGGCUUUGAUGUGCAUUUUUAUGACAGAGCAGCAUACAGAUAUUUGUUAUAAAUAAAUGAACCGGGUGGGGGGCAGCCGGGGGAAAUGGGGGUUGCCUUGGAUUCACAGCAGCCUCUCUGGUUCUCUCUCUCUCCCACCCUCCCAUUAUGGCCUCAGUACGUGGACAGGGCGACCCGGGGAAGGAGCGCAAUGAAGAAAGCUGGCAAGAAGGUGACGGGUGCCCUCGCCCACAUCUCAAAAAGCCCCCCGAAGGACAAAGGCAAGAGGAAGUAAGUGGCCUGGACUUAUUUCAUGGCGCUCAUUACCAACAGACGCAAAAUUGUAGAGCUGGGAGGGUCAUUUAGCUCAACCCCAUAAAAUUCAGGAUUCGCAGCAGAAAUCAUCACAGGCAGGCGGCUGCCCAACCUGAGUUAAUCUAAGAACAUCAGAACAGCCGUCUGGGUCAGGCCGGUCUGGUCCAGCCUCUUGUUCUCACAGUGGCCAGUCAGAUGCCCAUCGUGGGAAAGCAGCAAGUGGGAUUUGAACACAAGGGCAACUCUCCCCUCGGGUCCGGAAGCGCUGGCUGCAGAGCAUAGCCACCAUGACUCCAUGAAUUUGUCUCAUCCUCUUUAAAAGCCCUCCAAGUUGAUGGCCACCAUUUAUUUCAUCCUGGGGAGGAGUGUUGUAGUUUGAAGGAGUUUUGGAAAACCUCCAAUGAAUCAUAGAACUGUAGGUUUGGAAGGGACCCUGUGGGUCAUCCAGUCCAACCCCCGGCAAUGCAGGAAUCACAGCUAAAGGAACCUUGACAGAGGGCCGCCCAACCUCUGCAUAGGUAAAGGUAAAGGGACCCCUGACCAUUAGGUCCAGUCGUGGCCGACUCUGGGGUUGCGGUGCUCAUCUCGCUUUAUUGGCCGAGGGAGCCGGCGUACAGCUUCCGGGUUAUGGGUCAGCAUGACUAAGCCGCUUCUGGCGAACCAGAGCAGUGCACGGAAACGCUGUUUACCUUCCUGCCGGAGUGGUACCUAUUUAUCUACUUGCACUUUGAUGUGCUUUCGAACUGCUAGGUUGGCAGGAGCAGGGACCGAGCAAUGGGGCUUGUCGCGGGGAUUCGAACCGCCGACCUUCUGAUCUGCAAGUCCUAGGCUCAGUGGUUUAACUCUCUGCAUAAAGACCUUCAAAGGAGGAGGAGAGGCCUGUGAACUGUCCUGAGAACUACAGAUGAAGGGGGCGGCAUGGAAAGUUAAUACCGUAUAUACUCGAGUAUAAGCUAACAUGAAUAUAAGCCGAGGCACCUAAUUUUAGCACAAAAAACUGGGAACACUUAUUGACUUGAGUAUAAGCCAGUGCACCACACCACAAACCUGGUGGUGGCGGCAGUGGCGGAGGAAGCACAAGCAGGCCAAAAGAGCUGCUUCUGGGCUGCUCCUUCCUCCUCCGCCGCCACCAACAGCGGCAAAGGCGGUGGAGGAGGAAGGAGCACCCCAAAAGGACCCUCACUAGAGUAUAAGCCAAGGGGGGCCUUUUCAGCAUUAAAGAUGUGCUGAAAAAGCUGGCUUACACUCGAGUAUAUAUGGUAAAUAAUAAUGAUGAUUAUAAUAAUGAUAAUUUGAAUCUGUUGGUUCAUGUCUUAACAGGCACUUCCCAGUGCUCUAUGGCGCAACGGCUGGAGCGUUUUCUUGCAGGCUCGAGGGCACAUUUUUGGCACAUCAAAGGGUGCCCCAGGAAUGGUUGGCAGGCAAUGAGACUGGGCAGGACUCCUCUUCCUCUGCCUGGGGCUAGCCUGGGGGUGGGAGGCGGCUGCCCAGGUUAGUGGGGAGGAAACGGCAGCUCUGGGCUGGAGGGGCAGAAAACGGACAAGCAGGGAUCACCCCAGAACGGCAAAGUCCACUCUGUGCUGUGCGAUGGUUGGGAAAGUGGAAUGAGCUUUAAAGGCAAAGCAGUUGCUUUAGCGGUGGACGCCUUGGUUGUGAUUUCUGCAUUGCGGGGGUUGGACUAGAUGACCCAGGGGUCCCUUCCAACUCUAUAGUUUUAGGAUUCUAUGCAACACAUAGUUAAAUGAUGGAACUCACGGCCACAGGAGGCAGUGGUGGCCACAAACUGAGAUGGCUUUAAAAAAGGAUUCAUGGAGGGAGGCAGCGACACUUCUGAAUCCAGUUGUUGGAAACCACAGGAGGGGAAAGAGUAUUGGGAUGUGUCUGGGGAGACGGGGGCAAUUGGCAGGCCCCCAGCUGGUUCCAGCCACCGGCCGGCAGCUGGGCAAACUCCGGUUCUCGGAACAGCAUCAAUCAGCGACUCGAGCCUCAGAAACCUUUAGAGACUGAGCACGCUCUUAUCAGCAGAGUGAAUAAAUCUUCACAAUGGAAGUAGCGGACAGAGACAUAUGUAAGCAUAUUUACAGCAUUUUAUUCAGCAUAGUUUACAGCAUGUCUGCUUCCCCUCGUGUCCAAGCAAACAACAGUAUAGCAAAAGCUAUAUACAGCGGAAGUUCCCAGCAGACUGUGCUGGAAGUAAACAGACAUGUGACAUACAACAACUCCACAUGCCUGUUCUAAAGGUGGAAUGGAACUAUAUACUAACAAAGAGUUGUUCCUGUGCUCAGUUCUUGCUUGCUGGUUUCCCAUGAUGGGCACCCAGUUGGCAACUGUGAGAACAGGGUGGGCCAUUGGUGGCCUCUUUUUAUGCCUUCUGUGGGAGUGAGUUCCGCAGAUAAACUAUCCCUGUUUAGGGAAGUUUUUAAUGUUUGAAGUUUUGUUCUGUUUAAUAUUUUGUUGGAAGCCUCCCAGAGUGGCUGGGGAAACCCAGCCAGAUGGGCGGGGUAUAAAUAAUAAUAGUAAUAAUAAUAAUAAUAAUAUUUUAUUAUUAUUAUUAUUAGCAUUCCUAAAACAGAACACAGAGCUUUGAAGCGCAUUCCAAAUGGUUUAAGCCACAUCCUUGUGUUGCAUUUUGUCUCGUUCCCUGACAGGGUGUCCUUUCAGGGAGAUUACAAUGACGAACUCUCGGCUCUGUCCAAUGACAUUAAAGGUAAGCAAUUCCCCCCCUCAAAAAAGUGCUUAUUUCUGCCAAUAGCCAGCACCCACCUGCCAUGCGAUGCCACUGAGCCCCUGCAAAUCCCAGGUGUACAGAGUCAGAGGGAGGAAGCAGUGGGACAGACACUCAAGUCUCUGUCUCCAAAGUGGAGCAGGUGUGUGCCAUGGCAAAGGCCCUCAGGAUCUGCUGGGGAUGAGGGUCAAAGUAAAUGGCUCUGGGCACAGAGGAGCCUUUCCCCAGCCGGGUGCACUCCAGCUGUGUUGUGCUAUAACUCCCAGCCAGCACAGCGAAUAGUAAAGGGUGCUGGCAGGUGGAGUCCUGCAACAUCUGGAGGGAGCAGCUAUUAUUAUCGCUAUGAAUUUAUUUAUUGCCAGCACGAGUUAAGGCAUUAAAGCGCAAUGUUAAAAACAGAUUAAAACAACCUCCAGCCGUAAAACGAAGGCGGGUCCCUAAGGACAUGUACCUCUAGUGGCGAAAGCCAGAGCAAAGAGGUGCGUCUCCGCUAUGGGAUGAAAGCAGAGUAAUGAAGGUGUCAGGCAAACCUCUGUGGGGAGGGAGGCCCAGAGCUUAGGGGCCGCAACAGAGAAAGCCCUCUUCCCCCGGGACGCCAACCCCAAGUCUCUGAGAGUGGAGGAACCAUCAAGAGCCCCCCCCUGCCAAUCCCAGCACCUGAAAGGGCCUGUAGUGAAGGAGGUGGCCUUUCAGAUACAGUGGUACCUUGGUUCUCAAACUUAAUCUGUUCUGGGAGUCCGUUCGACUCCCGAAACCGUUCGAAAAUCAAGGUGCGGCUUCCGAUUGGCUGCAAGAGCUUCCUGCACUCAAUCAGCUUCCAAAAAACGUUUGCAAACUGGAACACUCACAUCCAAGCUUUGCAGUAUUUGGGAGCUGAUUUGUUUGGAUGGCAAGCUGUUUGUUUACCAAGGUACCACUGUAUUUGCAGCCUGAGUCAUUUGAGGCUUUAAACACCAACACAAAGCCCUUGAAUUGGGCCUGGAAAUGAACCCCCAACCAGUGCAGCUGUUUUAAAAUGGGGCUUAUAUGAGAACCCCAGACAGGAAUCUGGCUGCUGCAUUUUGGGAUGGCUGAAGUUUCCGAGGCGUCUUCAAGGGCAGCCCCACGUAAAUGGUAUUGCAGUAGCCCAGCCUGGAAGUUACCAGUGCAUGAAGUUCAGAGGCCAAGUUAUCUCUUUUCAAAGGGGGGCCACUGGCAGCUACAGGGACCCGGGUGGUGCUGUGGUCUAAAGCACUGAGCCUCUUGGGCUUGCCGAUUGGAAUGUAGGCAGUUUGAAUCCCUGCGACGGGGCGAACUCCCAUUGCUCUGUCCCAGCUCCUGCCAACCUAGCAGUUUGAAAGCACACCAGUGCAAGUAGAUAAAUAGGUACCGUUGCGGUGGGAAGAUAAAUGGCAUUUCUGUGCUCACUCUGGCUUCUGUCACAGUGUUCUGUUGCGCAAGAAGCGAUUUAGUCCUGCUGGCCACAUGACCUGGAAAGCUGUCUGUGGACAAAUGCCAGCUCCCUUGGCCUGAAAGCGAGAUUAGUGCCGCAACCCCAUAGUUGCCUUUGACUGGACUUAACCGUCCAGGGGUCCUUUACCUUUUUGCUGGCAGCUCACAAACUCUGAAGCCACCCCAGCUGAGCCAAGAGGCUCCUUCAAUUUUAAUGGAGCAGCUGUAGCCGCAGAUAGGAUGGAGAUUCCAGAACAGGCAUCCCCAACCUUCAGCCCUCCAGAUAUUUUGGACUACAAUUCCCAUCAUCUCUGACCACUGGUCCUGUUAGCUAGGGAUCAUGGGAGUUGUAGGCCAAAACAUCUGGAGGGCCGAAGAUUGGGGAUGCCUGCUCCAGAAGAGGAACUGCUGAGAGAGAAAACAGGUGCCAGAAUCCUCUGGAGAGGAAGAAGGAAUUACUUUUCCUAACUUGGCACCAGAAACUCCCACUCUCAGCACUGCAAGGAGCUGGAGCUGGAGCCCCCAGGCAGGGCAGGUUUAACCAUUUGGCACUGAUUAAUGCGGGAUGCGAGGUGGUGCUGUGGUCUAAACCAUUGAGCCUCUUGGGUUUGCUGAUCAGAAGGUCGGCGGUUCGAAUCCCCGCGAUGGGAUGAGCUCCCGUUGCUCGGUCCCUGCUCCUGCCAACCUAGCAGUUCGAAAGCACGUCAAAGUGUAAGUAGAUAAAUAGGUACCGCUCCGGCGGGAAGGUAAACGGCAUUUCUGUGCGCUGCUCUGGUUUGCCAGAAGCGGCUUAGUCAUGCUGGCCACAUGACCCAGAAAAACUGUCCGCGGACAAACGUUGGCUCCCUCGGCCAGUAACGUGAGAUGAGCGCCGCAAUCCCAGAGUCGUUGAUGACUGGACUUGACUGUCAGAGGUCCUUUACCUUUACCUUAAUCCAGAUUAGUGGUUCUAGAUGUGGGAUUGUUAACGGAAGAAAGCACUUUGCUGCUUAUUUAAUUGUUUAUUGCAUCCAUAUCCUGCCUUUUCCUCCAAGGACCACAAGAUGGCAUAUGUGGUUUUCUCUACCUCCUCAUUUAAUCCUCCCAGCAACUCUGUAAAGUAACUUAGACUGAGAGAUGGCAGGUACCGCCCCCCCCAGGGACCCCCCCCCCAGUGAGUUUAGGGUCAAGUGGGAAUUUGAACCCUGUUCUCUCAGGACCUAGUCCUCAUUUCAUUCCCACAACAGCCCUGGGAGGUGGGUUAGGCGCACAGGCAGUGAUUGGCCCCAGCACACCCAGUGAAAGCUUCAGGGCUGAGGGGGGAUUUGAACCCAAGUCUCUCCCAGGUUCUAGGCUCGCACUCUAACCACUAGCCCACGCUGACUUCCUUGCUCCGACUAUGGCUCGUCAGACCAGAUCUUCUGUGACCAUCUAUAGCCACAAUUUUAUUAGCCCUCCUCUGUGGGAUAAAACCGCAUUGCUCAGAGGCUGCUAAUACAUUUUAUUUACCUUAUGAAAUUUACAGCCCGCUUGGUUGCAGAAAACCUCAGAGCGGUUUGCGAAAAUAAUAAAACAGUCUGAUUAUUACUGGCAAUUUAAAUAUUCAACAGUGAUGAAUCUAGCAUACAUAAAAUCAGCAGAUGAGUUAUUUUUUUUAGGUCAACAUGUUUUUUUUACUCUUAUUAUUUUUUGGGGGGGUGUUACUGAAAAUUUUGGGGUGUAUGUUAUGUUUUGUGUAAACUGUAUUUUUUUCCCCCCAUUUUUAAGCAAUAACUCUAAAAUAACUCAACUCGACAAAAAUUUUACUGGGUGCCGAAAAGUGGUGUCUAUAGGCAGGGUGUUCCAAAGUGUAGCUGCUUGCAAAGGCAGGAUGGGGGAUUAUGAGGCACCCACAGCAGUGCCAGUUCCACAGUUUGGAGCGGUGAGGAGGGCAUAUAUAUAUGGGCCCCAGUGUUUGGGGUGGUCUGAUGCCUGCCCCUUAAUUCCACCUUGCAGGGGCCCCUUUGCGGUGCGAUCUGAGCCCUCCUGCUUCCUUCACUCGCUUCCCUGUCCUCUGCCCCUCAGUGCUGUUCUACGACAUGCCUGCCCCCCUGGUUUGCGCCCGGUGCAAAGGGCGUCUCUCCAAGAUGUCCCGCCGGCACAGCCGAGAGCACAGGCCCUCCGAGACGGAUUUGGACCUCCUGCCUUGGAUGGACAGCAGGAGCUACGGACUCUGGCAGCAAGAGACGCCUUCGUGGCUGCAGCCGCUCAACCGGCUGAGCAGCCUAGCUGCCGCAGGCCUGAAGUAG
Messenger RNA from Podarcis lilfordi (Lilford's wall lizard), 13309 nucleotides. The record is from the annotation of a GenBank genome assembly. Lineage: Eukaryota; Metazoa; Chordata; Lepidosauria; Squamata; Lacertidae.